AUGCUCCCUUCCCCUUCCCUGUGCCUGGAUGACCAAAUCCAUGAUGAGGACUCUGCAAUGGAGGAGGUGGAGGAGAAUCCCAACAACAACAAACACAAGGAUGACCAGCCUUCCAGUAACAAGAAUGAGGAUGAUCAGCUCUCCAGUAGCAAGAAUGAGGAUGACCUGCCAUCUGGUAGUGAGAAAGAGGAUGACUGGCUGCCCAGUAGCAAUGAUGACAACAAGGGUUCCAAUUACAAUGAGAAUGAGAAUGAUGACAAGGAGACAGAGACCUUGAGUGACUCCCAUGAUGAUGAUGAUGCACACACUUGCAAUGCUCAGACCAUUUCUUGUGCCCAGUCCCCACUUCUCCCAUCCUUGCCACCCACAUACAAGUCUGAUGACUCCACCCAUCCUGUAGGGGACAUUGUCCAUCCUCACCAAGAAGGUGGCCCAAUCUAUACUAGACUUCAGAUGAAGGGAAAAGGUAGGGCUAUAGAUGCCAAGGACAUUGAUGCUGCAAACCACAGUGACUGUGACACACAACUCCUGAACCUCAAGCAGCCAGGGAAUCUGUCCACAGCAGCAUUAGACAAAAUAUGUGCAUUUGCAAAGGACAUCAAGAUGAUGGCAGAAGAACUUGGCCAACAGCAUGGGCAGUCUACAUGCGACAUACUCGCCACUGCAGCAUUUAGUGUUAAGGCUUCUCAUACCAAAAUUAAUGAGGCCAACUUCUUCCACUUGUGGUAUUGGGCCAUGCAGCCCAAACCAGAUGGUGGCAUCCCCAAGGAUGACUUUGCAGCAAGGAGGGAAAAGUUAAAAGCUGUCUAUGAGUGGAGUGAGAGCUCCUCUGCCAUACUGACUAACCAAUCUGUCAAAUCUAUUGCAGCCAGAGUGGACAGUGCAAAGACACAAUUUUCUGGAUUGGCAGAGGCAUGGUCCAAUCUUGAGGAUAUUGAGAUAGUUGGAGUGGUAAUGUAUGUUGGACAGGAUCCUGCAGGACAUCAAACUUCUAGCAUAUUUGGAGGCUCUGAGACAAUAAGAAACUUCAUCAAAGAAAAUGGCAUUGAUGUCCAGUCACUCAUGGAUAAGUAUACCAUGAUUUUCAAGUGUCUCAGGAAUGGUGACAGUGCAGAUGCUAGGGUGGCUGGCACCAGUUCCAUUGGAGAUGUGGGUUCUGUGCUGGAACUAUGUUGCUGUACAAAGGAGACUCCAAGAGACUGCAACUGCAGAGUAUUCAGAAGCAUGAUGAAGGAGAAGAUGUUGGCUGCAUUGAGAGAUCUGCGCAUCACAUGUGGCAUUGAAGUCAGUGAUCCCCAGAAAGUUUCCUGGCAAUGGCUUCUCAGGUUUUUGUGGAAGAGCCACCUCACUAUUGUCAACUGGCCCCAUGAUGUAUCUCCACCAUGCCCUGGUUUUGAGUACAAGAAACCUAAGGCUGGCCCUCUUUGUCAACAUGUAGUAACUAACCUUCAGAGAAAACUGGGUCUUUUGUAUGACAUGCAAACCAAUGAUGAGGAAGAACAAGAUAGUCUGGAUGAUGUGCUGGAAAUUGAGAUUAAGUGCUGGAAUGAAGAGGUCAUCAAUCUUUUGGACACUGACCCUUUGAAGGGCAAUAUUGCACUUGUCAAAGCUACCAAUGGUACUGGUUUUUGGCAGAUCUCAGAUGAUCCAGAGUGGCAGAAGCCCCUCAAGGAAACAGAUCACCAGCAGCAAGGCACAGAGGUCCUUUGA
Pisolithus orientalis is the source of this 1710-nucleotide messenger RNA. RefSeq lists its product as uncharacterized. The transcript is spliced from 7 exons. The coding region runs from base 1 to 1710 and encodes 569 amino acids. The record is from RefSeq and is a predicted model, not a curated record. Lineage: Eukaryota; Fungi; Basidiomycota; Agaricomycetes; Boletales; Pisolithaceae.